CGCUGGUCCUGGCACACGAUUUGAAUGCCUCUUGCAGUGCACUGCGCGCUGCGCCCCUGAGCCCUCCCUUUCGCACCUCCCCUUGUGUCGCACUCGCGCCAUUUAAACGCUACGAGCUCUAGCGAGCGAGCGAGGAGAGACGCCAGCUGCCGCGCAUCAAUUUACUCAGUGGCAGAGAGAGCGCAUGGCGGUGGUGGUGGCGGGCAGCAGGGCGAGAGCGGAGCAGGCAAGGAUGCAGAGGCGGGAGCAGGAGCCGAGGAGCCCCGACUUGGCGGCGGCGCCGCCGAGGCCACCGCGGCCGAGGCCGGCGGUCGUGUACUACCUGUCGAGGAACGGGCACCUCGAGCACCCGCACUUCAUGGAAGUCGCGCUCUCCAGCCCCGACGGCCUCUACCUCCGAGAUGUGAUCGACCGGCUCGACGCGCUGCGAGGCAAGGGCAUGGCGCGCAUGUACUCGUGGGCAUCCAAGAGGAGCUACCGGAACGGGUUCGUGUGGCACGACCUGGCGGACGACGACUACAUCCACCCGGUGGUCGGCCGGGAGUACGUGCUCAAGGGCACCGAGCGCCUGCACCCGGCGGUGCCGCCGGCCCCGCUGCUCGACGCGGCCGCCGCGUCCUCGUCGUCCUCCGGCUCGCAGGAGACGCCCACCUCCUCGUCCUCCGCCAGGUGGGAGGCGCACGCGCACCGGAAGAAGAGCGCCGGCGCGCGCCGCGCGGCCGAUGGGCUCGGUGAGUACGUCGUGUACAAGGGUGAGGAGUGCGCCGCGGACGCCGCGACGCAGACCGAGGACGGCGGCCGCGGACACCCUAGGCGCGCCCAUGCCCAGGCCGCCGCGCCGCAGGACGAGCUGAGCCGGGCGGAGACGUCACCGCCGACGGCGUCGACGAGCCCCGAGACGCUGGAGGCGCUGAUCAAGGCGGACGGGCGCGUCGUGGCGGCCAUCAGCGGCAGCGGCCGGGCCCGGGCACCCUCCGUGCUCAUGCAGCUCAUCUCGUGCGGGUCCGUGUCCGUGCGCGACGCGCGUGCUUCCCCGGUGAUGCCGCGCGCGCGACACCACCACAACCUCCACCACCACCGCCACCGCGCGCGCCCGCCCCGCCCGCCGGCGUCGGCGGCCGCGGAGGUGCCGACCUACCGCGCGAAGAUCGUGGAGGACAAGGAGUACUUCAGCGGGAGCAUCAUCGAGACCGCGAAGCGCUCGUCGGGCGACGACGACACGUCCCAGGACCUCGCCGUUCUCCGGCGGUCGUCGUCGUACAACGCAGACAGGGUGAUAAAGCUGGAGCUGGCCAAGGAGGCCGGGGACCUGCAUGACCGCUGCAUCCCGCGGAAGCCCAAGGCCAAGAGAGACGGCGGCUACCUGGUCAUCUCCUGCACCGCGCAGGGGAAUAAUAACAAGGGAUGACGACUGCGUCCUCGUCGCCGGUGGCAUGCGGCCGUCAUCCCGGCGAGCUGGCGAUCGAGUGGUGGCGGCGCCUGCGUGGCUUCUUGCGUGGGGAACAGUAGAUAACUGUCCUGUAGUCCAGUUUGUUUCCAUCUGCUUGCUAGAUCCUGCCUGUGAUUCUCCGAGUGAAGUGAGCCCUGUCAAUAUGUGUGCUGUGCCUGUGCUGCGUCGUUGUCUGAACUUGAUACUGUCCUGUAACCUGAUUUAUGCUGUGCUAAUGGGGUUGUCACUUGUCA
Messenger RNA from Setaria italica (foxtail millet), 1683 nucleotides. Its product is annotated as protein UPSTREAM OF FLC. The coding region runs from base 185 to 1408 and encodes 407 amino acids. The transcript has 4 exons. Lineage: Eukaryota; Viridiplantae; Streptophyta; Magnoliopsida; Poales; Poaceae. The record is from RefSeq and is a predicted model, not a curated record.